Molecule: messenger RNA, 1427 nt
Organism: Ictidomys tridecemlineatus (thirteen-lined ground squirrel)
Lineage: Eukaryota; Metazoa; Chordata; Mammalia; Rodentia; Sciuridae
Gene: Mettl2a
Product: methyltransferase 2A, tRNA N3-cytidine
Molecular function (GO): tRNA (cytidine-N3)-methyltransferase activity
Source: RefSeq, a predicted model, not a curated record
ACAGGGGUUCUCGCGUUACGAAAAGAAGGCAUUUCCGGCUCCGGUACCAUGGCCGACUCGAGUCCUGAAGGUGUGUCGUCGGCCGCCUUGGGCGGGAAGAGGCAACAGUUCGGCAGCCGGUUCUUGAGCGACCCAGCGCGCGUCUUCCACCACAAUGCCUGGGACGAUGUGGAGUGGUCGGAAGAGCAGGCCGCAGCGGCAGAGAGGAAAGUGCAGGAGAACAGCUCUCAGCGGGUGUGCCCAGAGAAACAAGUUGAUUAUGAAGUCAAUGCCCAUAAAUACUGGAAUGACUUCUACAAAAUUCAUGAAAAUGGGUUUUUCAAGGAUAGACACUGGCUUUUUACUGAAUUCCCCGAACUGGCACCUAGCCAAAAUCAAAAUCACUUGAAGGAUUUAAUGUUGGAGAACAAAAGGAAUGAAAUCUCUGCAUGUAGAAGCAGUGAAGAUGGACAUGGAUUAACAGUGGGAGAACAACACAAGUGUUCUAGCACCCUUGAACAUACAGCACAGAUGUUUUCUGUGGAGGAGACUGUAACACAGAAACUCAGUCACCUGGAAAUUUGUGCUGAUGAGUUUCCUGGAUCCUCAGCCACUUACCGAAUACUCGAGGUUGGUUGUGGUGUGGGAAAUACAGUCUUUCCAAUUUUACAAACUAACAAUGACCCAGGCCUCUUUGUUUACUGUUGUGAUUUUUCUUCCACAGCUGUGGAACUAGUCCAGACAAAUUCAGAGUAUGACUCUUCUCGUUGUUUUGCUUUUGUUCAUGAUUUCUGUGAUGAAGAUCAGAAUUAUCCAGUGCCUGGGGACAGUGUUGAUGUCAUCAUUCUCAUAUUUGUUCUUUCAGCAGUUCUUCCAGACAAGAUGCAAAAAGCUAUCAAUAGGCUGAGCAGACUUCUGAAGCCUGGAGGAAUGAUGCUUUUGCGAGAUUAUGGUCGCUAUGACAUGGCCCAGCUGCGGUUUAAAAAAGGUCAGUGUCUUUCUGAAAAUUUCUAUGUGAGAGGUGAUGGAACCAGAGUUUACUUCUUCACACAAGAUGAACUGGACACACUUUUCACUACUGCCGGACUAGAAAAGGUACAGAAUCUGGUGGAUCGUCGAUUGCAAGUGAACCGUGGGAAACAGCUGAUAAUGUACCGAGUUUGGAUUCAGUGCAAAUACCGCAAGCCUCUUCUGUCCACCACCAGCUGAAAGGCACCUGUUCCUGAUACAGCACAAGCUCGUUGUUUGGGGAGUUUUCUAAAAAGUACAUCUGAAGUGCUGGUUUCUUGAUGUUGGACAACUCAAGAAUUUAAACAAGGAUUGGAUGCAGUGGCACACACCUGUAAUCCCAGCAACUUGGGAAACUGAAAUAAGAAGAUCACAAGUUCAAAGCCAGCCUCAGCAAUUUGUGAGACCCUUGGCAACUUAGCAAGACUUUAUCUCAAAAU